GCGCAGUAGCGACGACGGGUUCCGGCGCUGAGCGCGUUUCUGCCUUUCAGAAAACAGGUUCCAGACAGGCACCUGGACCGAAACUGAGGCCAGUAUUUGGCAGCUGCUGGCUGUACCCGACGAGCUCACGCGGUGGGAGGGGCGGCAGAGGAAAGGUGCCGCCGCAGAGACGGGUAGGAGAGACCCUAGAACCUUUUCAGAGAAGAAUGGAGGAAAAUAUGAAGCUUGCUACAGUAGAAGAUACUGUGGAGUACCGCCUGUUCCUGAUACCAGAUGAACCAAGGGACCCAGAAAAACACAAGGAGAUUCUUCAAAAGUAUAUUGAGAGAAUAAUGACCCAGUUUGCACCUAUAUUGGUCCCUUACAUCUGGCAGAAUCAGCCUUUCAAUCUCAGAUACAAACCUGGGAAAGGAGGUGUUCCUGCUCAUAUAUUUGGCAUGACAAAGUUUGGGGAUAACAUUGAGGAUGAAUGGUUUAUUGUUUAUAUAGUAAAGCAAAUUACAGAGGAAUUUCCAGAAUUGGUAGCAAGGAUCGAAGACAACGAUGGUGAGUUCUUGUUAAUAGAAGCUGCUGACUUUCUCCCCAAGUGGUUGGAUCCUGAUAAUAGUGCUAAUAGAGUGUUUUUCUACCGUGGGGAGCUGUGCAUUAUUCCUGCACCGAGGAAACCUGGAGCAGCAUCCUGGUUGCCCACUACACCCCCAACAAUCCCACAGGCAUUGAAUAUAAUCUCAACACACUCAGAAAAAAUUUUGGCCUCAGAAUCUAUACGAGCUGCUGUGAAUAGGCGUAUCAGAGGAUACCCAGAAAAAAUUCAAGCCUCCCUUCAUCGAGCUCACUGCUUCCUCCCAGCUGGCAUUGCAGCAGUGCUAAAGCAGCGCCCUAGGUUGGUAGCCGCAGGAGUCCAGGCAUUUUACCUACGGGACCCCAUUGACCUGCGAGCCUGUAGGAUUUUCAAGACUUUCUUGCCUGAAACACGAAUAAUGACGUCGGUCACCUUUACUAAAUGUCUGUAUGCACAGUUGAUGCAACAAAGGUUUAUGCCAGACCGGCGGAGUGGAUACAAGCUGCCUCCUCCAUCCCAUCCCCAGCACCGAGCCCAUGAAUUAGGCAUGAAGUUGGCUCAUGGAUUUGAGAUUCUAUGCUCCAAAUGUAGCGCACAUUUUUCUGACUCCAAGAAAUCCCCUGUGACUGCCUCACCACUCUGGGCUGGCUUCCUCGACAGUCUGAAAAAGAAUGAUUACUUUAAGGGACUGAUAGAAGGUUCUGCGCAAUACCAGGAAAGACUAGAAAUGGCAAAGAACUACUUCCAACUCUCAGUAAACCGACCAGAAAGCUCUCUUGCUAUGAGCCCAGGUGAAGAAAUCUUAACCUUAUUACAGACAUUACCAUUUGAUAUUGAAGAGCUUAAGAAAGAAGAAGCUAAUCUUCCCCCAGAAGAUGAUGAUCAGUGGUUAGAUCUCUCACCAGAUCAGUUGGAUCAACUACUGCAGGAAGCUGCUGGCAAAAAAGAACCAGAGCCCCCCAUUUCCAAGAAGGAGGAGAACUAUGACUUAACUCAAGUCUCAAAGAGCAUGAAAGCUUUCAUAUCCAAAGUCUCAACCCACAAAGGAGCAGAGCUGCCUCGAGAACCUUCUGAAGCUCCAAUCACUUUUGAUGCAGAUUCUUUUCUUAAUUAUUUUGACAAGAUUUUAGGGCCAACACCUCAUGAAUCAGACUCCGAUGACCUGGAUGAGGACGACUUCGAAUGUUUAGAUAGUGAUGAUGAGUUGGAUUUUGAAACACAGGAGCCCAGGGAAGAAGCAUCUAUAAAAGGAACACUUGAUGAUCUCAAGUCAUACAUGGCCCAGAUGGACCAGGAACUGGCACAUACCAGCAUUGGCAAAAGUUUUACCACCCAGAAGCAAAUGGAAUCUACCAGUAAGAAUUCAGAUGAGGAAGAUAAUGGUGCAGGAGGAUCCAUUAUGACACCAGUGGAUGUAGACCUGAACCUGGUUUCGAAUAUAUUGGAAUCGUAUAGUUCCCAGGCUGGACUGGCGGGACCUGCUUCCAACCUCUUACAGAGCAUGGGGGUGCAGCUGCCUGACAACACUGAUCACACACCCGCAAGUAAGCCAAUGAAAGACUAAGCGGCAAGCCUAGCCUCUUUUUUUCUUAAAUAAAUGUUGGAUCUGAGUGUGCUCAUUUCUAG
This is a messenger RNA of Pteronotus mesoamericanus, 2188 nucleotides long. RefSeq names its product ecdysoneless cell cycle regulator (gene ECD). Lineage: Eukaryota; Metazoa; Chordata; Mammalia; Chiroptera; Mormoopidae. The record is from RefSeq and is a predicted model, not a curated record. The coding region runs from base 207 to 2126 and encodes 639 amino acids. The transcript has 14 exons. Gene Ontology annotation, cellular component: nucleus.